UCCUGCCAAGCUGGGGCACUGGGAUGCCUGGAGCUGGCCCAGACAACCAGCAGAGCAGACAUCAGAGCAGAGGAGCUGUCCACGGUGUCUCUGCUCAGCUCCAGGACCUGCAAUGGGAGUCCCCAGAGCCUUUCUGCUCUGCCUCUGCGGGGCUGCACUCUGCCUGACAGAGUCCCAAGCCCUGCAGUGCUACAGCUUUCAGCACACCUACUUCGGGCCCUUUGACCUCAGUGGCAUGAAACUUGCCAACAUCUCCUGUCCCUCUGGAUGCUCUGAGGCUGUCAUGUCGCUGGACACUGGGUACCGCGCCUCGGUGACCAUGGUACAGAAAGGCUGCUGGACGGGCCCGUCCACCGGAGAGAUGCUGUCAAACGACUACGCGCUGCCGCCUGACUACUCGGUAGUGCGAGGCUGCACGACCGACUGGUGCAACGGUGACCUCAUGUCCCACGACACCAUCCCCAACCUGAGCCCAGCGCCCAACCCCCAGACGCUCAGCGGCGUCGAGUGCUACUCCUGCGUGGGGACCCGGCCAGAGGACUGCACCCCGGAGAAGUCCCGACGGGUCCAGUGUCACCAGGACCAAAGCGUCUGCUUUCUGGGCAAUGGCCGAAUGACCGUUGGCAAUUUCUCAGUCCCCGUGUACAUCAGAACCUGCCACCGGCCCUCCUGCACCAUCAUGGGCACCACCAGCCCCUGGACAGACAUCGACCUGAAGGGCUCCUGCUGUGAGGGGCACCUCUGCAACAGGGGCUCCAUGACCCUGCCCUUCACUACCGCUUCGGCCGCCACCCCUCCCCCGGCACCCCACAUUGCAGCCCUGCUCCUUGUGGUUCCCCUCCUGGUUGGCACACUGGGAGGAUCCCUCUGCCUCUCCCCGUAGACAACCCCUCCGGCCUCUUCAUGAGCAGGAUGCUUGGGGCAGGGCACACCCCCGCCAUCACUGCUUCAGCCCCCGUGAUGUGGAAAGUGAUGUCACACAAGAGGUGCAUUCCUGUCUGUCUCUCCCUCCCACUUCCCUACGGCAACCCUGCCCUCACCUGCUCAGCAGACCUGGGAGAAAUUGGGCAAGGUCCCCGGCAUCCCAGGGUGGGGAGGUGCAGCCACCUCCUGCACCUGAUGAAGAGCAAACCUGAGCACCAGCCAGGCCCCAGCACCCCAUGACCUUGCUUCCUGUGCUCCCCACCCGCACCCCCGGGAGCCUAGGGCCAGCUCCAGCAGGGAACUACAUGAUGUCUUUGUUAGUGUCAUCACUAGAGGCUGGAGAGGCAGUGUAUCAUUAAGUUAGGAGCCCAAACCCUGGAGCCAUGCUGAAUGGGUUUGAAUCCCAUCUCUACCUUUUAGCCUGCAGGGGACCUUGGGCAAGUUACUUAACCUCUCUGCACCUGUGUUUCCUCGCCUGUAAGGCGGAAGUGAAAAUAAAACCUAC
Molecule: messenger RNA, 1429 nt
Organism: Phyllostomus hastatus (greater spear-nosed bat)
Lineage: Eukaryota; Metazoa; Chordata; Mammalia; Chiroptera; Phyllostomidae
Gene: LYPD5
Product: LY6/PLAUR domain containing 5
Exons: 5
Coding region: 113-883 (256 amino acids)
Cellular component (GO): plasma membrane
Source: RefSeq, a predicted model, not a curated record